AUGGUCAAAAUCGCUGUAGCAGGCGGAACCGGAAACGUCGCAACGAACCUCCUCAAAGCGACAAUUGCCUCUGGCAACCACGACAUAACCAUCUUCACACGCUCUGCCCCAACCAAACCCCAUCCAUCGCCCAAAGUCACCUACAAGCAAGUCGACUACACUGAUGUCGACGGCCUAACCAACGCUCUCCGUGGUUUCCAUACUCUCCUAUCUUUCUUCAUCGUCCAUCUCGACGUAGACAACGUAGCCCAGAAGAACCUAAUCCACGCAUCCAUCGCAGCAGGCAUCUCGCGCUUCGCACCCAGCGAAUGGGGAAUCGCAAACUAUGCCGGUGUUCCAAGUUACGACAACAAAGACUUCAUCCGAAAGUACCUCGAAGACCUUGACGCCAAGGGUGAACUGGGAUCCAUGCAAUACUGUCUCUUCCAACCCUCCAUCUUCAUGGACUACUUCGCGCAUCCAUAUCCGCUCGAACGCGAUCUCAUUACCUGGCCCUUCUUCCUCGAUUUCGAGAACAGACGCGCCAUGAUUCUGGAUGACGGGAACCAGCCCAUCGUCAUCACUGCUGUUCAAGACGACAGUCAGAUACUCGCUCGUGCCCUCGAUGACACACGUCCAUGGCCGAAGAUCGGUGGUGUCAGAGGCUGCCGCACUUCCAUCAACGAGCUGCUCGCUCUUGGCAAAAAGAUCAGAGGUGGAGACUGGAAAGUUGAAUACGUCAAGAGUGAGGAUCUAGGAAAGGGGGAGUUGAAGGCGAGUUGGUUGCCGCUGAUUAGUCAUCCUACGGUGACAAAGGAUGUGCAAGAGGCGUUCAGCAAGCAGUUUGUUAUCAUGUUCUUCGAAGCGAUCAAGAGGGGUGCUUGGGAUGUUAGUGAUGAGUUUAAUCAGCGGUUCCCAGAGUACAAGUUUAUGAGUGCGGAAGAGUAUUUGACGAAAGCUUGGGGGGGGAAGCCUUAA
Molecule: messenger RNA, 957 nt
Organism: Alternaria atra
Lineage: Eukaryota; Fungi; Ascomycota; Dothideomycetes; Pleosporales; Pleosporaceae
Exons: 2
Coding region: 1-957 (318 amino acids)
Source: RefSeq, a predicted model, not a curated record